GGACUUUGUAGCACAUUUUCAAAUCGAAGUUUGAACUUGUUUUGAAUAUUGGAAUCGGCUGAUUAACUGUUCUGUGCCAGUUAGGGCGUUGUCCCGCGUAGCCGUUUACUCAUUUAUGCACAUUAAAUUGGCGAUGAUUAAACCGCCUUUUGCGUGUUGUGUAUGGGCUCGGUGAUAGAUGUUCGGCUACGCCGAGUGUUAACCAAAUGAAUAGGAUAAUAGGAAACAGAUUAGUGAAUGGGUGCAAAUUUUGUAAUUGUGCUUGUGGAAAAAUAGCGGUAAUCAAUCUGGCGGCUAGUGAAGAUAUAAGGUGUCAGAGCACAGUAGAAAAUUGAUGGAUUACUGAAACUGGCCAGGGGAAGGAAAAGUGUCCAAGCCGGCGGUUAUUUUUGUUGCAUCUCAUUUUGGGUGUUGCGGACAUUGCACAUUGCGCAGUGCGUUCAAUAGACCGACAUAUGUGCGCAUGUACAAGCGGCAACUGGACAGCAUCGUUCAUGCUGCAUACGUUUAACUACUCUUCCCACAAGGAGAGAGAUUACUGGCAGCAAAAGGGGAAAAGCAGGAUAUCGGCGUUUUUGACAGGAGUGAUGGACUCUUGUGGUCACUUCCCAUGAGAUCCACUGUAAACGGAUUUUGAUAUGACCGACUGCCUGACCACUUCAGGCACGUGCUGUGUGUACAUCGCUGUGGCUGGGCUUGGAAAUUGACAUGUAUACCGCUCAUGUGUAGUUGUGGAGAGUAGCAUAUAGCUCUCCUGCCUCUGUUUCUACUUCAUCUUCUACGCACCAUCAAACAUCUGCGUCCACCGCACGUGGUCCGUCUCGUAAAACUUCAUGAACUAUACUUGAAAUCCUUAAUUUCCUUAUUUUUGACAACUGCUGACGGGUCUGGCAGGACCUGGCCCAUCGCUUUAUUACAUAUGCAGCCGCGGCUAUCUCUGCUAUACAGCUUCCAGUGGUGUAGUAGCCGUUUGGAGCUGUCCACUUCCUUCUUACUUGACCGGUUCUGCCAAAUGUAUGCGAAAUCAGUAAUGGAUUUGUCUGGGCCCGAUGUUAGCAAUUAUCGCUCCUACAUCUUCACAACUGCAUAAUACUCGCCGUAUUUACUUGAAUCCACACCCUACGAACUCCCGCUGGAAUCUAUAUUUUGCCGUUUGAUGCACACGUGCGAAAGUGAGGAACUGGAAUUUCUUACGCGGAGAAUUUUCUUAUCCACAGCAUCGCAUGCAUUUCAGCGCCGUCAGUCAACGAAUUGACUUGUACUAUUGGUGAUUAAAGCGUCGCGGAUGAUGGUGUGAAUGUCUUGACCAGUGGUCAACGUUAUCGGGAAUACUACACUGCCCGGAACCUUAUUUGCCACUUCAACGGAUAUAAUUUGGGGAAGCGAGAAAGAUUAAUUGCGCGCUCUGACCAGAAUACAUCGCCCGAUUGCAUUACUAUGUGGAUAUAAAUUGGCACAAUCGAGAGCAUCAUUUACUUGAAGGGCUUGACGAUAACGAUGUCUCGCCGCAAGGGAUCUCCGGCCAGAUGUGAUAUGGUCGCUAUGAUAUGGCUGCAACUGAUCAUCGGUCUGGCCGUCGUCCGGACCCAGUCCACGCGGGUCGACUAUCCGUAUCAGUGCCCCGAAGAGUGCCACUGUCAGACGACGCUGAGAAACGGGGUGUUUGUGGAAUGUGCCCUCCUGUCCAUUGGGUUAUGGUCGGAUUUCCGGGCUAUCCAGGCCAACUUCACGCAAGGUCUCCUAAUUCAGUGCGAUGCCCGGCAUCUUGACAGUAAACUCCUUGAAGGAGCUUUUGCCCAUCUGACUGAUUUGGAGAAGCUAUCCCUGGUGGAUUGCGCUUUUACGCGUAUCCCGAAGGAUGCCUUUGCCGGGCUGCGCAAUCUCAAGACACUGACCAUCAGCACCCGCUCGCCCACUGCCCAAAUGCACAUUGAGCCGGGCGCACUGCGCCGUCUGGAGCAACUGGAAACACUCGACCUGCACCGCUCCAAUAUCGCCAAAUUUCCGGCCGGGGAAUUGUGUGCACUGCAGCGUCUCAAAUUUCUCCAUCUACAAGACAACAGUGUGAACAAUCUGCUGCAGUUAGGCACAAGUGGGGCUUGUUUGACCAGCCUAGAAGCGGUGUAUUUGGAUGGUAACAGUGUCCGGACGUUGGAGAGUGAUGUGGCCGAGUAUCUCAGCCCGAAACUGCGCACAUUGUCCUUAUCGCGCAACAAACUGGACAGCGUGAGUGAUAGCGCACUGGCCCGGCUGGAGCAGUUAACCGAGCUGGAUCUUUCGCUGAAUCAACUGGAAUCCCUGUCGGACGGGCUACUGCAGCAUCAGACCCAAUUGGAGCGCCUAUGGUUGAACGGGAAUCAAGUCAAAUCCCUUCCGGUUAAUGCAUUUGUCAUGUUGAGCCAGCUGCGCGUGUUGAACUUGAGUCAGAAUGCCUUAACCAAUCAGUGGAUCAAUGGGGAACUGGUAAGAAAUUGUCUGCAGUUGCACUCACUCGACUUAUCCCACAAUCAACUGACCCACAUUGACCGUUCGCUACUGCGUAAUCUGCUUAAUUUAAAUCAACUCCAUCUCCAUCAUAAUCGUAUUGAAUGGCUGGAACCGCAGGCUUUCACUUAUCAGCACAAAAUGGAACAGUUGGAUUUGAGUCAGAAUCUCCUGGCCAGUGUGGAGGAUGAGGCGCUGGAUGGGCUGUUUGCCUUAUCGCUGCUGAAUAUGAGCAUUAACCAGCUCAAAUCACUGCCGGAUGGUUUGCUGGCUGAUGCGAAAAAGCUGACGGUGUUGGAUGUGGGCCAUAAUCAGCUGCAGCAGCUAUCCAGUGAUGUCUUCAGUCCGGUACGGGCGCUGCAAUGGCUGGGAUUAAGCCGUAACCAGUUGAGCGCACUCCAGCCGGCGCUUUUACGCAAUCUAAUUGAUCUGCAAGUGUUGGAUGUGUCGGAAAACCGGCUGAAAAGUCUCCCAGCUGGACUGUUGAACAACAAACCAAAUCUAAAGGUUGUCAUAUUAUCCAACAAUGACGUGAGUGAAUGGCGCGAGGAUAUUGUCGACGGGAGUCUGACACGCUUAGAAGACCUGCAGUUGGAUGGGAAUCUACUGCAGACCGUGGGCAACUGGACGGCCGGGAAGUUGAGUAAUUUGUUACGUCUGAAUGUGUCUAACAAUCAAAUUAGCCAAUUACAACUGGCGGAUCUGCCGCGCUCCUUACUGCAUUUGGAUGCCCAUUCCAAUUCCAUCGUACAAUUAAGCCUGGCCAGUGCCGCCUCGGCGCACAACUACAACGAGCUGCAAUUACGUCAUUUAGAUGUGUCCAGUAAUCAAAUCACCAGUGUGGGCCCCAAAGAUUUGCCGGCCUCAUUGCAGGUUAUCAAUUUGGCUGACAACCGUAUUGUUAACAUUGAACGCUAUACAUUCUACAACAAGCCCCGAUUAGCGGCGGUUAAUUUGCAACGCAAUCGGCUGGAAGCGCUGGAUGAGUAUGCCCUUAAGAUCAGUCCGCUGGAAGCCAGCGAGCAGCUUCCGGAGUUCCACAUCGGAAGCAAUCCCUUUUUAUGUGAUUGUCAAAUGGUCUACAUGAAAAAGAUGAACAGCAAAAACCUGAAGAGUUAUCUGCGCGAAAAUCCCAAUAUUGCCGACCUCGACAGCGUGGAAUGCGUUGAGAUGCGGAGCAAGGCCAGCCGGCGGAUGUUGGACGUGCCGGACGACGCGUUUGUUUGCCCAUACAACGAGCAGUGUGUGCCCAGCUGUCACUGUUGCGAUUACGCCGCCUGCGACUGCAAGAUGACGUGUCCGGAUAACUGUACAUGCUAUCAUGACGCCAAGUGGGAGAGGAACAUCAUCGACUGCUCCGCCCGUCAACUGGACACCAUUCCCCUGAUGGUGCCCAUGGACUCCACCGACGUCUUCCUGGACGGCAACAUCCUCACCGCACUCCCGGAGCACGCGCUGAUCGCCCGCAGCCGGCUGAAUGCACUGUACCUCAAUCACUCGCAAAUCCAGCGGAUUGAUAAUCGAACAUUUAACGGAUUAGCCCAUCUGAAGAUCCUCCACCUCCAUCACAACCAGCUCACCGUCCUCCGGGGAUACGAGUUCAGUCAGUUGGAGUCACUGGAGAUGCUGGAUCUGUCGUGGAACGACAUCCACGCCAUUCAUCCCCAUACAUUCACCGCGCUGAACCGACUGCGCAUGCUGAAUUUAGCCGGCAAUCAGCUGGAUGCGCUGGUGACCCUGCCGCUUCCGGUCAAUACGGUGCAACUGUAUCUGGCCAAUAAUAUGUGGGAGUGCUGGUGCAAUGAGGAGCGCGAGAAGACAUUGACGGAGUGGCUGGAGAAGAAUACGGCGCGCAUCGCCGACAUGGCCAACAUGCACUGUUACGAUCGCAGUCAGUAUCCGGCGCUGUUGCGCGAUAUGAAGAAGCCCCGUGAGCGCUGUUCCAGCGUGGAGGCGUUGACCCGUGAGACCGGCCAGCAUACAUUCCCGGUGGUCAGUGAAUCGUCCAAUCAAGUCCUGCUGCUGGUAGGCUCCAUCCUGGGGUGUGUUUGUGUGGUGGCCUUCGUGGCGGUGGUGGUGAUUCUGCGCUACCGCUACGAGAUCCAAGUACGGCUGCAUUCGCGCUUCCGGGUACGAUUAUGCUCGUCAUUAAGCGAUGAGGAUGAGGAGAGUAGUGAUUAUGCGUAUGAAAAGAUCUGUGAUGCCUUUAUCUCCUACUCGGAUGAGGAUGAUCCGCUGGUCUUGGGGGAAUUGGCGCCGCGGCUGGAGUUUGGCGUGCCGAAAUACAAAUUAUUCCUCCAUUAUCGCGAUUAUCCACUGGGAGUACGGACGCCGGAAUCAAUUAUACAGGGUGUACAGUUGAGCCGGCGGACCAUACUCAUCCUGUCGGAGAAUUAUCUGAAGCGGGAAUGGGCCAAAAUGGACUACCGGCUGGCGCAUCAGCAGGUGUUCAAGGACCGGAAGAACAAAAUCAUCAUUGUCCUGGUGGGGAACAUCCAGAUGAAGGAUCUGGAUGUGGAUCUGCGGAUGUAUCUCAAAUCCAACCCCUGCUUGCAGUGGGGUGAGAAGAUGUUCUGGAAGAAGCUGUACUACGCCCUUCCGGAUCCGGAACCGGUUCUGGAGGACCAUUAUUCACGGACGCUGUCCUCGGUGAGAAAUGGGCAUAUCUACAGUUAUCCCAUUACGGAUUUGUGAGACAGCGGGGAAGGGGAUAGAUGGAUGUGUGUGCAUGCGUUUCGUAAUGGGGUUUGCUCAACUGUGGUGGCGAAGGAAAUGCAGAGACAGAGAGACUUAAUGAGCGUUGUGUAUGUUAUGAUGGAUGCGAUAAGCGGGAUGCUGGGAAGUAAAUGGAUUGAUCUGAUUUUGGUUGUCCUAUUUAGUGGUGGAAUAUUUGUCUCUUCUCCUGAUGAUCUAAUUUGAAUAAUAAUUAAUUUUUAAUGCUGGCUGCAUUUUCUCUGUACAAAUUAUUUCCCGGCCCGCGCCAGAUGUUGCGGGAAUUGUUAGAAUUAUUCUUUGUAACUUGUACACGAUGCUGUUCCUUGCUCUGCGUUUGUUUCCGUCAUGACUGACCAAAAUUUUCUCGAAAUGAAAAUAAUGUGAUAAUUAAUACGAUUA
Messenger RNA from Paramacrobiotus metropolitanus, 5598 nucleotides. Its product is annotated as toll-like receptor Tollo. Lineage: Eukaryota; Metazoa; Tardigrada; Eutardigrada; Parachela; Macrobiotidae. The transcript is spliced from 6 exons. Bases 1498 to 5178 code for a protein of 1226 amino acids. Gene Ontology annotation, biological process: signal transduction. Gene Ontology annotation, molecular function: protein binding. The record is from RefSeq and is a predicted model, not a curated record.